This is a messenger RNA of Setaria italica (foxtail millet), 1088 nucleotides long. RefSeq names its product leucine-rich repeat protein 1. The record is from RefSeq and is a predicted model, not a curated record. Gene Ontology annotation, molecular function: protein binding. Bases 154 to 798 code for a protein of 214 amino acids. The transcript has 6 exons. Lineage: Eukaryota; Viridiplantae; Streptophyta; Magnoliopsida; Poales; Poaceae.
CGCCACUAGAAGCGGAACCGGAGAGCACACCACUUGCGCGUCCCCUUCCUUGUAUUCACACCGGAGAGCGCAGCGAAAACGCGGAAGCAGAGAGCCCUGCCCUCCUCCUCCUCCUCCUCCUCGCUCCCUCUCCCCGGCUGGUUUCCGUCUCCGAUGGCGGCUCGCGCCGUGGCCCUCGCGGCGCUCCUCGCCGUCGCCGCCACCCACGGCGUCGUCUACGCGUCCAACGACGAGGGGGACGCGCUCUACGCGCUGCGGCAGCGCCUCAGGGACCCCAACGGCGUGCUGCAGAGCUGGGACCCCACGCUCGUCAACCCCUGCACCUGGUUCCACGUCACCUGCAACCAGGCCAGCCGCGUCGAACGCCUGGAUUUGGGCAACUCCAACAUCUCCGGCUCCCUUGGCCCUGAGCUUGGCCGCCUUGUGAACCUCAAAUACCUGGAGCUGUACAGGAACAAUUUUGAUGGCGAGAUCCCAAAGGAAUUGGGUAAUCUGAAGAAUCUGAUCAGCUUAGAUUUGUAUGGCAACAAGCUCACUGGAGGAAUCCCCAAGUCACUUUCCAAGCUCAAGUCACUCAGAUUCAUGCGCUUGAACAACAACCAGCUUACAGGAUCAAUUCCAAGGGAGCUUGCCAAGCUUUCCAACCUCAAAGUCAUUGACCUGUCUAACAAUGACCUAUGUGGAACUAUUCCUGUUGAUGGACCUUUCUCAACAUUCCCUCUUCGAAACUUCGAGAACAACAGCAGGCUCAACGGUCCAGAGCUGCAAGGGUUGGUUCCCUAUGACUCCGGAUGUUAAAUGCUGCUGGAAAAGAACAAUCGACAAUGUAUCCCAUCCCUAGUUGAAAGGAGUAAAAACAAGUUGGUAGCACAAACAGAAACCUAGCUUGGAGAAUGUGGUGAUAGUGUGUAUCCAGACAAGAUUUGAGGGCGUCAUAGCAGGUCCUGAUAUAUACAGUAUAUGUGUAUUCAGACAACAGCAUAAAGAAAGAAUGUAUUCAGACAAGUUCUGUUUGGCUGAUACUGUGAUACAGUUGUGCCAUUCAUAUGCUGCUUUUACCGCAACUGUGUUGAUAUUUUGUGCAUCCA